UUAACGCUAUAAUAACUGUUGGUCUUAUAAAAAUGCCAUCUCUUCGUCAAGCCCUAUUACUGUCUUCCUCGAACUGUCACGGUUAUUCUAUGUUGGAAUUUGCGAAACAAGAAAUAUGCUCCUUUCUGGAAAAAAACAACGUAAAAGAAUUGAUUUUUAUACCAUAUGCUCAAAACGACUUUCAUGGAUAUACAGCAAAAAUUAAAGAAGUAAUCGACCCUUGGGGUUUUAACGUCACAGGUAUACAUUCUUACCCUGACCCAGCAAAUGCUGUGAAUUCUGCUAAAGCUAUUUUCAUGGGAGGGGGCAACACAUUUUUGCUCCUAAAAAGAUUGUAUGAAAAUAAUUUAGUUGAACUCAUUAGAACUAGAGUCAAUGAAGGCAACUUAGCAUACAUGGGCAGCAGUGCAGGCACAAAUGUGGCAACAAAAAGCAUACACACGACUAAUGAUAUGCCCAUAAUCUAUCCUCCCACAUUUGAUGCAAUCAAAAUCGUUCCUUUCAACAUCAAUCCACAUUAUAUAGAUAGAGUUGAAAGUGACAAACAUAAAGGUGAAACAAGAGAUCAAAGAAUCUAUGAAUAUAUGGAAAUGGAUCACUGUUCUCCAGUUCUCUGUUUGAGAGAGGGAUCAAUGCUGCUGCUUGAUGGAGACACUUUGGCUGUCAAGGGUGUGGCUGGUGCUACACUAUUUUUGAAAGGCCAGAAGAAGACUGAUUAUCCUGUUGGAGCUGAUGUAUCUUUUUUACUAAAUGAAGAUAAAGACAUAGUGUGAUUCAAAGUUUAUAUAUUGUUUAUAUAUUUUUUGCUUCAAUUAAGCGAUGUAACCAUUGAUUUACAAAAUGUAUUAUGCAGAUAUAUUGCCAAAUAUAUGCAAAUUAUGUUUUCAAUAAAAAUUAAUUGGUAAUAGAAAAACAUGGUGCAGAAACAUCACAUAACACAAGGAAGAACAUGAACAAAGUCACAUUAAAAAUAAUCAACAUGCUAAGUCUAUUGAAGAUCACUUAGAUAAUACAGUCCAAGGUGGUGGGUGACAUGGAAAAUCAACCCUUUUCCACUUUUAAUGUUUGUAUGGAUAGUCAGUCACACUAGAAUCCGCCAAAAGGAUGUUCAUGGUGGUAUUGCACAUUGUUUUAUGGCCCAGGUAGACCCUGGAAUCUUCGUCAGCCAGUGACCGGCGCCUGCAAGAGCAGCGCCCGUGCGGCGUGGAACAGCGCCGGCUGCGGAGCGGCGCGCGUCUGCCCCGAGCGCUCCGCCGCCGGCAGCUGGCACAGGUACCGGCGCAGCGCCAAGUCGCGUCUCGCGCUCAACCCGCGAGUGAUCUCACACCCGGAACCAAAUAACAACGCACGUUGCCGCUUUCGCUUUUGAAUCGCUACCUAUAAAGUCAAAAUUGAAAUAAGUGAACCUAACAUUCGAUAUUGUGAAUGCCAGAAAUUUAUAACUCAUUGUUCAGAUUGCAAUUACAAUACCUUAAUAAAUACAAAUUGAUUGUUAUGGAAAAAAUAAAUCAUUUUUCACAUAUUAUAUAAUACAUUCACAAA
This is a messenger RNA of Plodia interpunctella (Indianmeal moth), 1542 nucleotides long. RefSeq lists its product as uncharacterized. Gene Ontology annotation, molecular function: serine-type peptidase activity. The transcript is spliced from 3 exons. The coding region runs from base 33 to 773 and encodes 246 amino acids. Gene Ontology annotation, biological process: proteolysis. The record is from RefSeq and is a predicted model, not a curated record. Lineage: Eukaryota; Metazoa; Arthropoda; Insecta; Lepidoptera; Pyralidae.